Malania oleifera is the source of this 622-nucleotide messenger RNA. RefSeq lists its product as uncharacterized. The transcript has a single exon. Bases 18 to 500 code for a protein of 160 amino acids. Lineage: Eukaryota; Viridiplantae; Streptophyta; Magnoliopsida; Santalales; Ximeniaceae. The record is from RefSeq and is a predicted model, not a curated record.
CGGAGGAACACAGAACCAUGUACAGACUCAGCGGCGCCGGUGUUUCCAACGAGGAGAUGAAGAUCCUGCGAGAGCUGGAGACAGACGUGGAGAAGGGCUUGGAAGAGGAGAUUAAAGAUGGCAUGUACCACCUCGCUCUGAAACUGCGCCAACUUUAUAUGCAGCAGCAGCAGGAGAAGAAGAGAUCCAUCUCUGAAGUUAACAUAAGCAUUAAGAUGGAAGGAGAGACCAAGGUUGAGAUAAGAGAGAGGAAGAGAGAAGCUCGUCGCGGCGAAAAGGUGGCGACGGCGCCGGAGACCAGGAAGUUCGACUGGGUGAAGACUCUCCGAUCAUCGGGAGGAGGUGCAGCAGGUCCGGCACCGGCCAAGAAACAGGAGAGCUCUCGCCGCCGCCUUGAAUGUGGCUGUAGGAGAUGUUGCAUCUGUGCUGCUGCCUCCGGCCGGCGCACGGGGAGUGCACGUCCGAAAAAGAAGGUUCUUGAACUGGGAUGGAAAAAUUGAAAGUGGUCAGGAUGAGGGCUUUUGAUUUGGGGAAUUGGGAGACGGAGAUUGUUUGUGUUUGUUUGGUAAUUUCAAUUAUGUGUUUGGUUUACAAAUUAAUUACAAUGAAAAGUUUGCAAGAU